This is a messenger RNA of Saccharomyces paradoxus, 1323 nucleotides long. It is a transcript of the gene BIK1, whose product is annotated as Bik1p. The transcript has a single exon. The coding region runs from base 1 to 1323 and encodes 440 amino acids. Lineage: Eukaryota; Fungi; Ascomycota; Saccharomycetes; Saccharomycetales; Saccharomycetaceae. The record is from RefSeq and is a predicted model, not a curated record.
AUGGAUAGAUACCAAAGGAAGAUAGGCUGUUUCAUACAGAUCCCCAAUUUGGGGCGUGGACAACUGAAAUACGUAGGACCAGUGGACACGAAAGCUGGAAUGUUUGCUGGUGUGGACUUGCUUGCCAACAUUGGUAAGAACGAUGGGUCAUUCAUGGGAAAGAAGUAUUUUCAAACAGAGUAUCCUCAAAGUGGACUAUUUAUCCAGUUGCAAAAGGUCGCAUCACUGAUUGAGAAGGCAUCAAUAUCGCAAACUUCGAGAAGAACGACGAUGGAACCGCUAUCAAUACCCAAGAACAGAUCUAUCGUGAGGCUCACAAAUCAGUUCUCUCCCAUGGAUGAUCCUAAAUCUCCCACGCCAAUGAGAAGUUUCCGGAUCACCAGUCGACACAGCGGCAAUCAGCAGACGAUGGACCAAGAGGCGUCGGAUCACCAUCACCAGCAAGAAUUUGCCUACGAUAAUAGAGAAGACAGAAUGGAGGUUGAUUCUAUUCUAUCAUCCGAGAGAAAGGCUAAUCACAACACCAGCAACGACUGGAAACCGGACAACGGCCACAUGAAUGACUAUAAUAGCAGCGAAGUUACAAUUGAAUUACGAGAAGCUCAAUUGACCAUCGAAAAGUUACAAAGGAAACAACUACACUACAAGAGGCUACUGGAUGACCAAAGAAUGGUCCUCGAAGAAGUACAACCGACUUUUGAUAGAUAUGAAGCCACAAUACAAGAAAGAGAGAAAGAGAUCGACCAUCUCAAGCAGCAACUGGAACUGGAACGCAGACAACAGGCUAAACAAAAGCAGUUUUUUGACUCUGAGAAUGAACAGCUACUUGCUGUCGUAAGCCAAUUGCACGAAGAGAUCAAAGAAAACGAAGAAAGAAAUCUUUCUCAUAGCCAACUCACUGGUAGCAACGAAGAUGUCGAACUCCUGAAAAAACAGGUGGAACAAUUACGCAACAUAGAAGACCAAUUCGAAUUGCACAAGACGAAGUGGGCUAAAGAACGCGAACAGUUGAAAAUGCAUAACGAUUCGCUAAGUAAAGAAUACCAAAACUUGAGCAAGGAAUUAUUUUCGACAAAACCACAAGAUUCCUCAUCGGAGGAGGUAGCAUCCUUAACGAAAAAACUUGAAGAGGCUAAAGAAAGGAUCAAACAGUUGGAACAGGCUCAAGCACAACCAGCCGUGGAAUCAUUACCCAUUUUCGACCCCCCUGCACCAGUAGAUUCCACAGCAGGAAGACAACAGUGGUGUGAGCAUUGUGAUGCGAUGGGUCACAUUACAGCUGAAUGCCCCCAUCAUAAUCCUGACAACCAGCAGUUCUUCUAA